AUGAUGCGUUACGCCGCCUUGACUGUGGCCGCUGCUGGCCUGGCUUCUGCCCAGACUUUCUCAGCUUGCAAUCCCGUCAAGGGCGACACCUGUCCUGCCAACACCGCCUUUGGCGGCGAAGCCAGCUAUGAUUUUCGCACAGCCACGAACAUCAACGACCUCGAGUCCUUCUUCAUUGUCGACGGCGGCGUCAAGUACAACCCCAAAGUCUUGUCUUUCUCCGCCGAUACCGGCGUUGAGAUGACCAUCUUUGAGGAGAGCAACGCCCCGACCAUCACCUCAAAGAACUACCUCUUCUUCGGCAAGGUCGAAGUCGAACUGCAGGCCGCCCCCGGUCGCGGCAUCGUCACUAGUAUCGUCCUGCAGUCUGACGCUCUCGACGAGAUCGACUGGGAGUUUGUCGGUGCCGACCAGACCCACGUCCAGACAAACUUCUACGCCCUCGGUGUCAACGACUACACCCGCGCUCGCUACUACGAGGUCCCCUUCAAUCCCAUGACCACCUUCCACACUUACACCAUCGAGUGGACCAAGGAUUCCAUCGUCUUCUCCAUCGACGGAAAGGAGUACCGUACCGCUACCCCCGCCGAGGGCAACUACCCGCAAACCCCCAUGCAGCUGAAGCUUGGUACUUGGGUCGGUGGAAAGGGUACUGCCCAGGGCACCAUCGACUGGGCUGGUGGUCUUGCUGAGUGGGACAAGGCUCCCUUCGCCGGUCAUUACCGCUCCCUCAAGGUCUGGGACUACGCCGGCGGUGACAAGGCCGGCGCCAAGCAGUACGAGUACUCCAAGGGCUCUGAUGGCAAGUGGCAGAGCAUUCAAAUCAUCGGUGCCGGCGAGAAGAGCGGCAGCUCCGGCGGUGUUGGCAGUGUCGGUUCCGUCGACGGUCCCAAGGGCGACAAGUCUAGCGACAACAACGGCAACAACAAGGCCCAACAGUCCGACGUCCCGACGCAGAGCGCUAAGAACACCACCACAGUCGUCCAGACUCCGACUACCAGUGCUCCGGUCCCGUCUUUGACUGUCGCUGCCAACACCACGAUCACUCAGGCCAACGGCACUUCAUCGACCCUCACCCGACUGGUGUCGAGCUCUGGAUCGCCUACCGGAUCUGUUAAUGCUCAAACGACUCUGCCCUCGACAACCGGUGGCACUCAUGCUCAGACAAGCGCACCGGCGCCAGCUGCCGCCUCUUCUUUGCAUAGCAGCUUCUUCGUGGCUGGCAUCACCGCCUUGUUCGCUACCAUGCUGCUGUAA
Molecule: messenger RNA, 1257 nt
Organism: Colletotrichum orchidophilum
Lineage: Eukaryota; Fungi; Ascomycota; Sordariomycetes; Glomerellales; Glomerellaceae
Product: glycosyl hydrolase family 16
Exons: 2
Coding region: 1-1257 (418 amino acids)
Biological process (GO): fungal-type cell wall organization; carbohydrate metabolic process
Cellular component (GO): fungal-type cell wall
Molecular function (GO): hydrolase activity, hydrolyzing O-glycosyl compounds; glycosyltransferase activity
Source: RefSeq, a predicted model, not a curated record